Molecule: messenger RNA, 1597 nt
Organism: Suillus bovinus
Lineage: Eukaryota; Fungi; Basidiomycota; Agaricomycetes; Boletales; Suillaceae
Exons: 7
Coding region: 268-1446 (392 amino acids)
Molecular function (GO): protein binding
Source: RefSeq, a predicted model, not a curated record
UCUCGUGACAAAAGUACCCGCCUCUGGCCGUUCCCGAUUCAAUCCAACGUACUCAAGCUAUCCGCCGGCGCGUUUUGUGACAGAUUCUCCGUGGAUGGUCACUAUAUAUUCGGCGUCGGCGAAGACCAGAAGAUAUCACAGUGGCUACUACCCUCGAUACAGGUGUUGCCAAAAGCUUCAGCAGUACAUAUUACUAGAAAGGCACGUUCUCAUUAUUGACCUUCGUAACGCAAUUCGAGCAUGCCAUAGAUCAACAUCACCGGAAUCAUGCCCAAGAUCGCCCUCGAUGCGUUCAUCAUCGGGAACUUGUCCCAGGCUAUGGACAUAUUUACAGAAGCGAUAACGGCAGAUGCCAGCAACUACAUCUACUAUGUGUAUCGCGCAACUGUUUAUGUACGCCUAGGCAAGUGGGACGCCGCGCUUGAAGAUGUGGAUCAGUCUAUCGGCAUUGAACGCUCAGCGUUAGGCCUCAUGUUCAAGGGCAUUGCUCUCUAUGGAAAGACACUCGUCAAGGAAGCCAGUAGAGCAUUUGAUCGUGCGUUGCAGUUGGUAACCGGAGAUUCAGCAACCCAUCUUCUUUUCCUGAUCAAGGCUAUUGCAACAUUCAACGCAAAUGAACACGACGAAGCACUCGUGCAUGUUAAAGACAUGGCCGAGACUUAUCACGAUAGUGCUGCCGAUUUCCUUGCUUGUAGUGUCGUGCAAAUAUACUUCUACGCCGAAAUGGCAUUCACUGCUGCGCAGGGCAACAUUCGCGACAAAUCUAUCGAGUACAUCAAUGCCGCUUUCAAGAUCGCUACUGCUUGUUCACUUGAAAAAAUGGACAUGUCCGUGUACACAGAAUUCGACGUGAUUUUCGGGUGGAACGUCAAGUCAUUGUGGCAAAAGAUAAACAAGUACCGCUGUCUUAUACUCCUUCGGACGUGUAACAUCGAAGCACUCGAGUGCUACCGAACACUGAUGGAUUCAUGCGACAAAGCUGAGAAAGACAGCUUAAUUGCUUGGUUCGCCGCUUACAAGGGUGUGAAAUGUAUGCCGUGUGGAUCUCAGAAACAACUAGCUGCUGCUGCAACGACGAGCAUGAACGCAGAAGUUGAAGUGAAACAAGCGAGCCUGGAAAAGGUUGUGGAAACAAAGGUUGUCGGAACUAAGGUUGUCGGAACAGAGGUUUUCGGAACAGAGGUUGUCGAAACAAAGGUUAUCGAAACAAAGGUUGUCGAAACAGAGGUUGUUGAAACAAACGUAGAGAGGGAGAAAAAGGUGGGCAGCGCCGCGGAUGAAAAGAUGCAGGAAAAGAUCAAACAAGCGAUCGAACGUCUUCCAAAGGACCGCAAAUGUGCUAACGGAUAUGCUUGGAUCCAAACUUCGAAUGGCUUCAAGUGCGCGGGGGGUGGACAUAGCAUUUCUUGGGAGGAAUUGGAAAAAUUGGGUGGCUCGGAGAACUAGGAUGGCUGCCAUUCACCUCUGUAGCGCUGCUAUUUUUCCCGCUUGUUCCUGCCGAAUAUGUUUGCACUCACUUUUAUGCUCUCUCCUAGUUGUGUCAAUCAGUUGUCCUCCGAAAUAUACUCGUUUUGCCACUUCUUCCGUGACAAAUUAA